Messenger RNA from Didymodactylos carnosus, 1550 nucleotides. The record is from the annotation of a GenBank genome assembly. NCBI's taxonomy places the organism in Eukaryota, Metazoa, Rotifera, Eurotatoria, Philodinida, Philodinidae.
AUGAAGUCUUCCAGGUUGAAACAAAAUCCAGUUUUGAUACAAUUGUACGUUAUUUCUGUAUAGCGAUUUUAUCAAUAUCCACGCCUGUGGACGGACACCCGGGAGUAAAGGGUUAACGAACUUUUCACGAACAUAAUUCUAAGUGCUGAAGUACGCGUCCCCUAUGUUAUAUUGUAGGAAACCAUAUAUGAUCUGCUUAAAUUAUAAGAGAGAUCAAGAGAAAAAAUAAGUUGUGUGUUGAAAUCUAAAUAGUGUUAUUCAUUAAGCAAAAAAAGCGUGGAUACUGUUGAUUUAAACAACUUGGAAUUUUUUUUAUUUCUAAAAGUUGUAUUCAGUGAUCAAAGAUUAAAUUUAAAAUUUAAAAAUUGUCGUCUUUUAUUUAGUGGAAUGAUUUGGUAUCGUUAUUUCGUUCAAAUAUUGAAUUACGUAAAUUUCGUCGAAAUUAUUUUAAAGGAUCAUAUGAAAAUUGUUUUUCAUCAGCAGAUGCUAUUAAUUGUAUGAUCAGCAUAUUACAGAAACAUCCCAAUUUUAUAAAUAAAAAAAUUGAACGAGAACAUGCCAUUAAAUUAUUAGAUAAGUUUUAUCAAUCAAAAGUUUUUAGUGAUGUGAAUAAAGCUGACCGUCGAUCAUUUGUAGAAGAUAAUGGAAUAUAUCAGCUGCUACCAUCCAGUGAUGGAAAUAUAUUUCAUACAAGGAGUUCUCCUAAGAAAGCUAGACCAAUAUCAUCUUCACCAUCAUUUUCAUCGACAGACACCGGACUCUCAUCUUCACGUUUAUCAAUGGAUUCAGCGACAAUUAUUGGUCUGAUGUGGAAAGAAAUGUUCAUCGAACGAAUCGAAAAAUAUUUAUUAUUAAAACGAAAUAGAAAUGGAGGAUACGUGUUGAAUAAAUUUGAACAAGAAAUGAAACGAACUGAUUAUACUCAAGUAUUAUUGAAUUUACAAACUCCAAUGCCCGUUAAUGUUCUGAGCAUUGCUGAAAAAUAUGUGGACUGGUUGCCUGAAUCAAUGUCAGUUGUUGCUGACUUUCCAACUAGUAUUAUUACUCGGAAUUUGCCUGAUUAUCCAUCAUUUAUUGUCGAUGUUUUAAAUUUAAUUAUAAAUGUUUUUGACACACAAGCAUCGUUACUCAGUACAAAUACGUUAUUUAUUUCUCUCAUUGAUUUGAUUAGUAACAGAGGUGAGAAAAAUAAUUUUGAUUAUCAAGAUAAUUAUAUUAAUUUCUAUUGUUUUUUAGAUGUAUCACCCAAUAGUCCGUUGAUCGAAGGAACAUCAAGUUGCUUUUCAAGUGAUUCAUUGCAAUUUUCUUCAUCUAAAUCAAAAACACAAGUUCAACGAAUUCAUUGUUACAAUGGCGAAGAACCUCGAGACAACAAAUUCAGAAGAUCAAGACAUGUUGAUUUAGUUAAUGCUCAUUCGAUGCAGCGUCGAAAAUCCUUGAGUGCAUGUGAGCUAUUUCAAUCAACAAGAACAACUGGUGAAGAAUUACAAUCAUGGUUAGAAGAUAACAAAAAACAAAUUAAUUACAAUCUGGUCGCUCAGGGUGAGUAG